Neodiprion fabricii is the source of this 624-nucleotide messenger RNA. RefSeq lists its product as uncharacterized. The transcript has a single exon. NCBI's taxonomy places the organism in Eukaryota, Metazoa, Arthropoda, Insecta, Hymenoptera, Diprionidae. The coding region runs from base 1 to 624 and encodes 207 amino acids. Gene Ontology annotation, molecular function: catalytic activity. The record is from RefSeq and is a predicted model, not a curated record.
AUGCUACUACCACAGAUAGCAGACGAACACGACGCCGACAUUCUGAUCCUGUGCGAGCCGUACAGGGUGCGACAAACGCAGAAUUGGAUUACGAACGAGACCAAGACAGCAGCUAUCUGGGUGAGGGGCGCCGCCCUAGCCCGUAUAACCGCUCGUGGCGUCGGGGACGACUACGUCUGGGCUAGGGUGGGCGCUGUCACUUACGUCAGCGUCUACCUGACCCCAAACUGCGCUGCGGCGGAGUUCCGGGCGAAGGUUGCGCUUCUCGAGGACGGACUCAGGGACCUGCCCGGGGACCUCGUGGUCGCGGGGGACCUCAACGCGAGGGCGGUCGAGUGGGGCAUGACGGCAACGAACAGACGCGGACGGCUGCUGCUGGAGGUGGCCUCAAGGCUGGACCUAGUGGUGGCAAAUACAGGAGACGUACCAACGUACAGACGGCCGGGAUUUGGAGACUCCAUCCCGGACGUAACGAUGACGACGGACAGAACUCUGCCACGAAUAGGGCGGUGGCGGGUGCUCGCGGGCUACACGCCAGCGAUCAUCAGUACAUCGCCUUCGAAGUGGCAGGAGAGACAAGAACGACACGGACGAGGACCCGGCACCCCCCGCGGUGGAACGUAG